AUGGCAAAGACAUUCGAAAAGGUUCACGCGUGUUCCGUGGGCAAAUUUGAAGGAAAUACAGACAAGAUACCUCUAUGGGUCAGAAACAAUGGGGGAGUUUACUCCAAAGUCAUGAACGAAGACGUAACCCAUUUGAUUACGACAAUAGACGCAUACAAGAAGAACGGCGAAACUGUCCGAAAGGCGAAACGAUUGAGAACCGUGAAGAUUGUAUCGUACGAGUGGAUCGCGGACUCAUUGACAUCCAAAUCGCGCAAGCCAAAGCAAGAAACUCCGUACCUUUUAGAAAACCUCGUUGGAGAUACAAAGAUAAAAGGGGGAACUGCCAGCAAAUCCAAAACAAGGGCACCGAAGCCAAAGAAGAAGAAACAAAAAACCCAGGAUAUCUUCGAUAGCAAUUGCCGGGCAUCAAAGGCCAGAACAGAAGCCUUGAACUAUCACCCUUACCUCGACUUGGACUCUGGAGAACCCUACUAUGCCACACUUGUACGGCCACUGGCCAAGUCCAAAGAAAGAUUCCAGCUCAGAAUCUACGAAUCAAACAUCGAGCCGCGGAAAUAUGCCACCCAUGUUAAAUAUAGCAGGACUGGCAAGUCGGAUGCCGAGCUUCUCGCUCCGCUUGGGAGCACACGAGAGCUUGCCUUAAAGGCAUUCAAGGGCUUCUUCAGCCAAAAGACAGGAACGCAAUGGGAAAAAAGAUUCGAACAUAUACAACCGCAACCGAAACAGGAUUCCGAGGGCAACGUAUUGCCUGUAAAUCAGGGAUGGUUUCGUCACGAAGUUCAGACAUCAGUUCUGGCAGGCUUCCUCCGACACGGGCCAACAGAUGCACGCGAAAAAGAACAGGCUCUACAAGGCGAUGACCAUUCGACUGUACAUUAUCCCGAGCAUAAAACUGUGAAUUCUGCAAGGGAAGACGAAGACCAGAUCGAUCAAAACGAGGGGUCAGAAUAUGGGGAUGCAGCAGAGCACCUCGAAGAACCCGAUGCCUCUUCUGUGAAUAAAAUGCCAGCAGAGCCAGGUAACUCGGGGGAGAGUGAAAGCAGUGAGCCUCCUAAAUACUCCGAGUGUGUGAACAAUGUCAACCCGCGUUUUCACGCUCAGUGAUACUAUAUGGCGAGAUAUCGUUUUUUAUCUAGGGCUAAAUCUUCGCAGUUACUGAGAAUCUCGAUGC
Messenger RNA from Aspergillus wentii DTO 134E9, 1174 nucleotides. Its product is annotated as BRCT domain protein. The coding region runs from base 1 to 1107 and encodes 368 amino acids. NCBI's taxonomy places the organism in Eukaryota, Fungi, Ascomycota, Eurotiomycetes, Eurotiales, Aspergillaceae. The transcript is spliced from 5 exons. The record is from RefSeq and is a predicted model, not a curated record.